UAUAAGAGCCUCUGCGAUUUAAUGGAACGGAAAGCCCUGGCGAACGGCUCAGCCUGAAUUGGCAUUUAUCGAGUGCACCGAGGGAUGCGCGAGCACGCAACGCUGCUGUGUUGUGUAAAAAUGUUCGGCUGGCCCAGGCGCAGGCGCACUCGGCUCGCUCUAAACAUUUGACAGCGACCGAGCGAGAGCUCAAUGGCGGCAGUGGUUGGCUCAAAUGAACAUCGAGUUUCAAUAACAGAUGUAUUUUUAAUUCGCGUUUAUUGGCAUAUUGCGGUGGUUUAGUGUCCUGGAAAGUAAUAGCGAUUAUUAUCGUGGUCUGAUAAUACUAGCUCUUGAUUGUUUAAUACGCGACAGCUGCGAAAGUUGUUAAUCUCACUCGAGCUUUUGUGUUUUAACAAGAGGUUAGAUCUAUGCGAUACGUACAUUUGUGCUUUUAAUAGUUUAUAACCUAUGGUUCGAUCAUUUUUGUGCAUUAUGCUCGUCAUAUAUUAGCGAUUGUGCGUGAAAUAGUAUUAAAUAGAAUUUUCAAUUUCAUCGACUUAUUGAUCUAACGGUAUUGAUAGUAUGAAAAUUGUGAUUAGGCUGCUAAUAACUGCAUUGGUUGAAGCGAAUAUAUAUCUUUUCUUUUUUUUAACUGCAUGAGAAAUGAGAGUACCAAUCGAAUCGCCCAUUAGUUAUUUCGUAUAAUUAAUAAUAAUGUCAUAAUUGCUCAACAGAUUGACAAUUGCUUAUGUCUGCAUAAUAAUUAAUUGUUGAUUGAUGAGCAGAAAUUAAGUCUACGUUUCAAGCUGGACCAUAUAUAAUGCACACGACACAUACAUAAGUAUAUAAGAGCUGCUGUAAUGGCAUGCUUAAGAAGAUUAAUUUUAUAAAAUGUAAAAUGUAACUGUGAAAUCUUUUAUAGCGUUGAUAAGGAUAUGUCCAUGGACUGCUAAUAUUGAAUUUCAAGAAUUAGCGAGUUAAAAUGUCACAAUGGAUGCAAAGUAAUGUGGGGCCAGUUCCAUCGCGUUGGUUGAAUUGUCCUCGAAAGUCCAUUAAGCUUAUUCACAAUAAAUUUCUUGCUUUCAAAACUCCGCUCAGCUCUUGCUUUGAUGACGAAGUGCCGGAGGAAUGUCGCUUUACCGUAGAAAUGUUACUCGCGUCUAUUAAAAGCCAACGGCUGAAAAUUGGUCUUUGGAUCGAUUUGACCAAUACUUCUCGCUUUUAUGAAAAACAAGAGAUCGAACAGAAAGACGUGCGUUAUUUGAAACUUCAGUGCAGAGGUUACGGGGAGACACCAUCGGCCGAGCAAGUGAAGACAUUUGUGCAAGUCUGUAAAAAUUUUAUUGCCCACAAUCCAUUAGAAAUUAUUGGCGUUCACUGUACGCACGGCUAUAAUAGGACUGGCUUCAUGAUCGUCAGUUAUCUUGUAGAGACGGACGAAAGCAGUCUCGAUGCUUCGUUAGCUCAAUUUACAGAUGCUAGGCCCCCAGGAAUUUAUAAGGAUCACUAUAUUAGAGAGUUAUACAGCAGGUACGACGACGUUAACGACGCACCCGCUGCACCUCCACGACCCGCCUGGUGCUUAGAAUAUGACACUGCAAGCGAUUCUGGCGACGAUGCAAGUACAGCUACCCAUUCGGAAAGAAAACAUUCGCACAAGAAUCGCAGGAGGGAGUAUAUGAAGCAGAAUCCAGUUUUUAUGAGCGGUGUGCCAGGCGUUACGCCUGUUCUGGAUUUUCAAAAAGCAUCCGGUAUACAGCGACGCGUUCAAGAUAUUUGCAAUUGGCAGAGUACUGGCUUUCCAGGUGCGCAGCCGGUCUCAAUGGAUUCGGAGAAUCUUUGUUUUCUCCAUCAGAAGCCUUACAGAGUUUCUUGGAAAGCGGACGGUACAAGAUAUAUGAUGCUCAUUCAGGGCGACGGGCAAGUUUAUUUUAUCGAUCGCAAUAAUAGCAUUUUCAGCGUAGACAAGCUGACAUUUCCUCAUGUAAGAGAUUGUAAUAAAAAAUUAAAAGAUACUCUUCUAGAUGGGGAAAUGGUAAUCGAUAAGGCUCAGAGUAAAGAAUAUCCUCGCUAUCUAACUUACGAUGUUAUUAUGUACGAUGGCAAGGACGUUAGUAAAUUGACAUUUUAUCCAGAGCGUUAUAGAAUCAUUGAAAAGGAAAUUAUGGGCGGUCGACAUAGAGCUAUGAAAGAAGGACGAUUAAUUAGAGAGAAGGAACCCUUUUCUAUAAGGUUAAAGGAAUUUUGGGACGUAACCCAAGCUGGUAGCCUACUUAGUGACAAAUUUGCAAAGCAACUUGGUCAUGAACCGGAUGGCCUAGUCUUUCAGCCGGAUAAAGAGCCUUAUAAAGCUGGUCCAUGCGCAGAUGUAUUGAAGUGGAAGCCAUUGUCCUUAAAUUCUGUCGAUUUCAAACUAAAAGUUGUCGUCGAAUCAGGCGUAGGAAUUGUACGUCGAUCCGUUGGUCAGUUGUACGUUGGUGGACUCGAAGUGCCAUUCACUUCGAUAAAACUAACCAAGGAGCUUAAAGAUUUCAACAAUAAAAUCAUAGAAUGCAAAUAUGAAAAUAACCAAUGGGUUUUCAUGCGAGGGCGAAUGGACAAAUCUUAUCCAAACUCAUUCUCUACUGUCAAAGCCGUUUGUGCUUCCAUUUCCAAUCCCGUUACUAAAGAAAAACUUUUAGACUUCAUUCGUAAGCAUAGGUUUUCACCGGACGAUUCGGAACUCAUGCCACCACCUAGAAAUCAUAUGAGAUCGAACUGUGCUUAUUUGGUGUACCAAAGAUCUGUCGUCGAAAGACAAGAGGUCGCUUCGGAUUAACGUGGAAUAUGAUUUUGCCAGUCUGGUUCGGUGGUCCCCGGAUGGGAAAGCAUUCAUCAUUCACAAGUCCCUGGCAAACAUAAUCGA
Molecule: messenger RNA, 2887 nt
Organism: Ceratosolen solmsi marchali
Lineage: Eukaryota; Metazoa; Arthropoda; Insecta; Hymenoptera; Agaonidae
Gene: mRNA-cap
Product: RNA guanylyltransferase and 5'-phosphatase mRNA capping enzyme
Exons: 3
Coding region: 965-2800 (611 amino acids)
Biological process (GO): endoplasmic reticulum unfolded protein response; 7-methylguanosine mRNA capping; dephosphorylation
Cellular component (GO): endoplasmic reticulum
Molecular function (GO): mRNA 5'-triphosphate monophosphatase activity; ATP binding; protein binding
Source: RefSeq, a predicted model, not a curated record